Molecule: messenger RNA, 1111 nt
Organism: Poecilia latipinna (sailfin molly)
Lineage: Eukaryota; Metazoa; Chordata; Actinopteri; Cyprinodontiformes; Poeciliidae
Product: integrin alpha-6-like
Exons: 6
Coding region: 20-1108 (362 amino acids)
Biological process (GO): integrin-mediated signaling pathway; leukocyte migration; cell-cell adhesion
Cellular component (GO): integrin complex; external side of plasma membrane
Molecular function (GO): integrin binding
Source: RefSeq, a predicted model, not a curated record
GGGAGGAGCAGAACAUGAAAUGGCAUUUAACUCUCAUCCGGUGUCUCUUGUAUUGCACUCUGCACCUUCCUCCCCAAAGACUCACCUUUUUGCCUCUUCAGGGAAGAUUUACACUCUAAUGGAGGGCUGCACCAACAGCGGGCUGUUUCUGUUCAUCUUGUUACUAGGAUGUAGGCGACUCUCUGCAUUCAAUCUGGACACGGAAAAUGUCCUGCAGAGAGAUGGAAGCCCGGGGAGCCUGUUCGGCUUUUCUCUCGCAAUGCACCAACAGCUUAGACCACAGGACAAGAGAAUACUGCUGGUUGGAGCGCCGCAAGAGAAAGCGCUGAAUAAUCAGAAAUCUAAGGUGACAGGAGGACUCUACAAGUGUGAAAUCAGCCCAAACCCCAGUGAUUGCCAAAGAGUUAUGUUUGAUAAUGAUGAAAAUGUGUCAACCGAAAAAAAAGAAAAUCAGUGGAUGGGGGUGUCAGUCAACAGUCAAGGGCCAGGAGGCAAAAUUAUAACGUGCGCCCAUCGGUACCAGGAGUUGAAAUCUCAAACCCGUAACAUCCUCGGCCGCUGCUACGUGCUAAGCCAAGAUGUAACUCUGAAGAGCUCACCAGAAGAUGGAGUGAGAGAUGGAGGUGACUGGCAUUUUUGUAAAGGUCGGAACCCGGGCCAUCAGCUGUUUGGUUCCUGCCAGCAGGGCGUCUCUGUCGCAUUCGACAUGGAACACCGCUACUUCAUCUUUGGAGCUCCAGGAGCUUACGACUGGAAAGGCUUGGUGCACAUGGAGCAAAGGAACGACACUCUUUUUGACUUGGAUUUAUUUGACGAGGUGCCAUUGGAAACGGGAGGUGAGGAGGCGAAAAAUCCCAAUCAGGUCCCCACUCCUGACAACAGCUACUUGGGUUUCUCCAUGGCCGUUGGAAAAGCUUUGACCAACAAGGGUCAGCUGACGGUGGUGGCAGGAGCUCCCAGGGCUUACUUCAGUGGAGCGGUGAUUCUGCUAAAGAAAGGCUCUAAGGAGCGCAAAGACAUGCAAGAGGAGUUCAGCCUUGAAGGCGAGGGCCUGGCUUCCUCCUUUGGAUACGAUCUGACUGUGCUGGAUCUCAACGGGGAUGGGUAAGAG